GCAGUUACAAUCGCCCGUGAAGCCACGGAAACUGCGGCUAUGUUGAGAACAGGUCUGAAUGACAUUUCUAAACUCCGAGAAGCGAUUCAAGACGCUCAAAAGGAUUCGGACCGUGCUUCCCUUCUCAACUGGUUGAGCUGCGUAGACCCGUCAUCAAACUUCAACUCAGCUCGCGACAAGCAUCAAGCCGGAACGGGCGAUUGGCUCUUACGGAGCAAUGUUUUUCGGAGAUGGAAGACUGUAGAGAAUUCUUUGAUGUGGCUCAAUGAAAAGCCGGGUUCAGGAAAAUCGGUUCUCAGCUCUACAGUCAUCCAUCACCUCGAAUAUGUUCGGAAACAGGAUCCAACAGUAGCACUGGCAUAUUUCUAUUUCACUUUUAACGAAAAGGAGAAACAAACCACUCGUGGAAUGAUUACAUCUUUCAUCAAGCAAUUAUGUUAUUGUUGUCCCGAUAUUCCCGAGGCUGUCCAGGAACUUUCCAACUAUCAGACGCAAGGCCACACUCCAGAUCUUGAGACACUUGAAAAGACACUGCUAGUUACCAUGGAUGGUUUUUCCAGCGUGCUUUUGCUCGUGGAUGCAUUGGACGAAUGCCCUUUCCAGAAUAACGAGCGAAAGAAACUUUUGUUAUCCCACCGCCGCAUCCAUCGACAAUCGCCAAGUAACCUGCACUUGCUGUGUACUAGCCGGAGAGAGGAGGAUAUCGAAGCAGUGAUCAAACCCCUUCUCCCUAGUGGGAGCUUAUUUGACUGCCCCGAAAAUUCCGAUGACUUCGAUGUUGAGCUCAGUGCCUGGAAGAUAUCCAUGGACUCCGAUAUUGGUAUUCUCGUCGAAAAAGCUUUGGCGUCAGAAGACUUUCGAAUCUGGCCCGAAGAUUCAAAACAGGAGGCGGAACGAAUGUUAUUCAAGAAUGCGGAUGGGAUGUAA
This is a messenger RNA of Mollisia scopiformis, 927 nucleotides long. RefSeq lists its product as uncharacterized. The record is from RefSeq and is a predicted model, not a curated record. The annotation marks the transcript as partial. The transcript is spliced from 3 exons. NCBI's taxonomy places the organism in Eukaryota, Fungi, Ascomycota, Leotiomycetes, Helotiales, Mollisiaceae.